Monopterus albus (swamp eel) is the source of this 1275-nucleotide messenger RNA. RefSeq names its product solute carrier family 66 member 3 (gene slc66a3). The coding region runs from base 236 to 856 and encodes 206 amino acids. The record is from RefSeq and is a predicted model, not a curated record. The transcript has 7 exons. NCBI's taxonomy places the organism in Eukaryota, Metazoa, Chordata, Actinopteri, Synbranchiformes, Synbranchidae.
UUUUCAAACUUGCAAUAGCUUCAACAUCCCAGUUUUGUAUACUCUUAGAUAUUUACAAAAUGUUUUCACCCAAAUCCAAAAUAGGUUUUAUGUAGGCUACAUUUAUUUUGAAAGUUUAGAACUCAAGUAUUUCUAAAUUACAUUAUCUUGACCCUCAGAAACUGGUCCCUAGUUUUGGUAAAAUUGUAGAGAUCCGGCAAUCUAAAUUUUUUCACAUGUUCUUUGAAGCUCCAAAAUGCAGUCCGAUAGCUUGUUGCAUGUUGCCAAUUUCAGCACAUUGUUUAUAUGCAUGGUGCUAAAGUUUCCGCAGAUUUUUGCUCUGAUGCGAGCGAAAUCAUCGACUGGAGUGAGCCUGAACAGUCUUCUCCUCGAGUUGAUCGGGUUCAUUGUUUUUGUAACAUACCAGAUGUACUAUGACUACCCACCUCCAACAUACCUGGAAUAUCCAAUCCUCAUUGCUCAAGAUGUUAUUCUUCUGCUCCUGAUUCUUUACUACAAUGGUAGCCUGCAGCAGAGUGUCAUCUACACCUUGGUGUUGGUCGGGGGUUGGAGGCUCCUCACUGUGGAGAAGUGGAUCAUAGAUUUAGCUAUGAGCUUGUGCACAUUCAUCAGUGCAGCCAGUAAAUUUGCACAGCUGCAAUGCCUUUGGAAGUCUAAGGAUGCUGGACAGGUCAGCGCACUCACCUGGGCUAUGGCUACUUACACAUGUAUUGCACGGAUUUACACCACUGCAGUGACAACCAGAGAUAUGCAGGUUCUGGUGCGGUUCAUCGCCAUGACCUUGCUGAACCUGUGGGUGGUACUCACGGUGCUUUACUACCAGAAGCACAGCGGCAACUCCAAGAAAGAAGACUAAGCAUUAAAGUUGGAUCCUGGAGCUGACUGUGAUGUCACGCUGACCAUAAUAGAUAUAAUCUGGAAGUUCAUUCACCAGAGUUUACUGGGCUACUUUGGACACAGCCAGUAGUGGAAGCCACAACAGUUAUGUCAGCAGUUUUUGUAAUACUGACCCAUAAAAUAUGCUUUUUAUAUUGGGUUUACCUCCAUAUUAAAUCCCCACAUUUUUGACAUUCCAAUGACUCAGUAUCUGCUACAGAAGACCAAUGCUUUUUUUUUAUACUACAUGUGGGGGGAAAAAAUGGUAAUAUUAGCAGUACAAGCCAAGUAUAUCAGAUCUCUUCCUAUUCAGAAUAAAUACUGUUUUGACUAACUUAUUUUCUGAUUUUAAUAAACCAAACAUUUCAACAACUUAAUUUUAACCUAACACUGUGUUCA